AUGAGGCUUCCGACAUCGAUCGCCCUCCCCUUCUUCGGGGUCCUGGUCGCUGGUCAAUCGGUGUUGCGAUCCACCAGUCUCAACAGUUGCCAGGAUGUCUCUGGUUUCGAAGCCAGCAAAUUUGAUGUCGUCUUCACGCCUAACAACAACACCAUUGCUGUGAGAAUGGUUGCGUCAUCUUCUAUCGAGGAGUCUGUGGUUUUCGAUGCUUCUGGAUACGCCUACGGCUACGAAUUUCUUCACAAGGUCAUCAACCCGUGUGAAGUCGGUCUGGCCGGGUUCUGCCCCAUGCAACCUGGAGAUACCAGUAACAGGCCAUUCUCUAUUACGCUUUCUCCUGAGGCAGGUGCAGCAAUUCCGCAAUUGGCCUACCAAUUCCCAGACCUGGACGCCAGGAUCAAGGUUUUUAUCAACUCGUCGACGACUGGGGCAAGCUUAGCUUGCUUGGAAGCUAGAAUUUCGAAUUCGAAAACAGUUGAUCUCAUCGGGGUCAAGUGGGCUGCCGCGCUGGUAGUGGGGUUCGCGUUACUAUCCAGUGCCGUCAUCAGCGGUCUCGGUCAUGCGAAUGCAGCUUCGCAUAUUGCUGCUAAUGCAGUGGCACUGUGCAGUUACUUCCAAGCCCAAGCUAUGAUUGGACUCACGGGUGUUACCUUGCCUCCUGCGGCACAAGCCUGGACUCAGGAUUUUCAAUGGAGUAUUGGCAUCAUAAGGAUCGACUGGAUGCAGAGGAUUUUUACCUGGUACCAGCGAGCUACUGGCGGUACCCCUUCUCAACUCUUUUUCUCGCUUGGGACGGUAUCCGUACAAGUCUCGAAACGAUCACUCCAGCCAGCCUAUGGGCUUGCCAAACGUGCGGCAGCCAUGAUGCCAGCGUCUUUCUUGGAGCACGCGACGAAGUUGCAACGACGUGGAAAUGUGAAGAAUUCAUCCGGUAGCUAUGUCGUCACAGGCAUUCAACGGGUGGCAUACCGCGCUGAGAUCGAGUCCACCAACCUUUUCCUGACGGGCUUUACCUUUUUCUGCAUUGCCCUAGUUUUCACUGCAAUAGUGGUUUCGCUGUGCAAAGCCUUCUGCGAGCUGGCAGCCAAAAUGAAGUGGAUUAAGGGCGAUACAUUCGUGGACUUCCGCAACGGUUGGCGCGUAAUUAUGAAAGGCAUCCUUUAUCGCAUAACCCUGAUGGGAUAUCCGGCAGUGACGCUACUUGCUUUUUGGGAGUUUACCCAGAACGAUUCACCAGCAGAAAUGGUCCUGGCUGUAUUCUUUCUAAUAUACACUACUGGCGCUCUAGGUUGGGCCUCGUGGAAGGUCAUACAAAUUUCUCGAAGAUCCGUUUCUCUUCACCAGACUCCAGCCUACAUUCUUUUCUCCGACCCGCACACCCUGAACAAAUGGGGUUUUCUGUACAUCCCGUUCAGAGCCUCUGCGUAUUAUUACGUCGUGCCUCUGCUUGCCUACCAUUUGGUUAAGGGCAUGUUCAUUGGCUUGGCACAAAACUCCGGAAUUGCACAAGCAAUUGCCUUCAUUCUAAUUGAGGCUGGUGCGCUAAUUGCGGCCUCUGUGCUCAGGCCCUGGAUGGACAAGAAACUUAACAGCUUCAACAUUUCUAUUGCGGUCGUCAACUUCUUGAACGCAAUUUGCUUACUGAUUUUCACGAACGUCUUUGGACAACCGGCCCUGGUAAAUGGCGUAGUUGGUGUCGUUUUGUGGCUAUUGAAUGCCAUCACCACUCUGGUUCUUUUGAUCUUCUGCAUCUGCAGCACUGCCUUCGUGUUCUUCCGUGAGAACCCAGAUGGCCGCUAUCGAUUCAUGAGCGAUGAGCGUGCAUCGUUCAUGAAGUCUACGCACUCCCUUUCUGCAGCGAAUCAACUGGAUGCUCUCGCCAGCACGGCGCGUGGUGAGAAGACCCAUGGCAUCGGUCUUGACGAUGACGAAGGCGACCGAUCUGCAUCCUCACAGUCCCUCCAGCGCCGACCCGAGUCAAUGGCGAGACCGUCCACGGGCACAUCAGCCGGCCACAACUCAUGGAGGGACUCCCGGUCUCGCAUUGCCCCCACGCUACCAUUCGCUGGGAACGGGCAUGGGGCCAGUCCCUUGAAUCCCGGAAGUGGCCGCAACUCGCCAAUCAAGCAACUACAUGUCCAGUCUCCCCCUGCAGCGAGUACGCACAGCGGUCCUCCCUCACCAGCCUAUCGCUCUCAAAACAACUCUAGCCCCUGGCAGCGGGGAGCUGGGUAUGACCACGCAUCGUGA
Neoarthrinium moseri is the source of this 2250-nucleotide messenger RNA. RefSeq lists its product as uncharacterized. The record is from RefSeq and is a predicted model, not a curated record. Lineage: Eukaryota; Fungi; Ascomycota; Sordariomycetes; Amphisphaeriales; Apiosporaceae. Bases 1 to 2250 code for a protein of 749 amino acids. Gene Ontology annotation, biological process: fungal-type cell wall biogenesis; transmembrane transport. The transcript has 6 exons.